AUGUUCAGCAGCUUGCUUCCAAUUCCAAAGGUGAUAGGGAAACAGAUUCCCAAAAGCAAUAGAACCCAGAAAAAUGAUCCUACUAAAUUAAUGUUGACAGACUCUAGCAGCUCUAGUAGUACCACCAUAGUUCACCAACCUUCAGACUCCAAGUCUUCAAAUGUGAUAAAAACCUUGCAUUUGACUAAUGGGUCUCUCGACUAUAGCAAAACCAUAGCAUUAGCGUCUUCCUCAACCCGGAGUGUGCAGUCCUCUUAUGAAGAUACCAUCCCAUUGAAAGUACGCUUCCCUCAUUUGAAGCAUUUCUUUCCCAAGCCCACUAAAGAAGAAAUUGACGAAUGUGUUGCAGACACUGCAGAGACUAUUCAAAAGAUUUUAUCAGAAAGCCUUGGUGUUGAUAAAAACCAGAAGAAAGACGAGGUUUCAUAUGUCAACUAUGAAUCGAAAUCCAUUGUUGGCGAUGUAGGGGACUCUGAUGAGGUUGAGGGUAGCGGAGGCAGAGGCAGAGUUCUCCAAAUUCGAAAUUUCCAAGAAGAUCCAAUGCUACCACCUAAGUUUAAGUUGCGUAAAAAUAGGCAUAAAGACCCAUCCCCACCUCCACCUAUACUUAAGAAGAACAGCAGUGGAGGAGCCCCUCUUACUAAGGAGGAUAAAGAGAAGUGGAAUAUUCCUUCGGCUAUUUCGAAUUGGAAAAACAACCAAGGUUUCACUAUAUCGUUGGACAAGAGAAUGGCUGCAAAUGACCAACUGCAAGAGGGAGAUUUGGGUUUGAAUGUUGAAAAGUUUGGUAACUUGUCUCAAGCACUAGAAGAUGCAGACAAGAAAGCAAGAGAAGAAAUCACUAUAAGAAACGAGUUGAUGAGAGAAUUGGCAAUCAAAGAGCAAAAGGAAAAGGAAGAAAAGUUAAGGGAAUUGGCUGAAGCUAGUAGAAGAGAAAGGUACAAGAGGCCAUCUAACGAAAGUUCAAAUCAACUGGCUAAGAGGAGAUUCUAG
This is a messenger RNA of Dujonia railenensis, 993 nucleotides long. Lineage: Eukaryota; Fungi; Ascomycota; Pichiomycetes; Serinales; Debaryomycetaceae. The record is from the annotation of a GenBank genome assembly.